AAAAAAUCUUGGUCUGUCUGUCCCGAUUAUCUAGUAUUAUUUACCACCACUUAUUUCGAAACCAGCUGAUGUACUGUAUGUUCUGGUACUAACUAUUGGGAUUAGGAUAAAUUCAUCAAAACAGUUGCUUGCUAGCUCUCACACUGGCUCUCAUUGUAAGACGCAGCAAAAGAUAUAUAUAUAUAGUAUAGACAUAUCAAUUUUACUGAAUAAUUCAUUUUUUAUAAUGACCAGAUUAUCCUGAAGAUGGUGAUUUAGGAUUUCUUUAGUAAGACGAUACUUUUUUUUCUUCGAAUAUUUUUUUUUGUAAGUACUGUCAUCAGAACGUCGAAAAUGUCGGACAUAAAAAGUAUGGAGCACCCGACGUUGAAGGUGCCGUACGAAUUACUGAAUAAAAAAUUUCGUUCGACGCAAAAAGCUUUGGAUCGAGAAGUGUCGCAUGUACAGACAGCUGCUAAUGAGUUGGAGAAAGGAAUAAAUAAUAAUAAUGGACAUGCAACAACUGGAGAGAUAAGUCGUUUAUUAGGUGGUGUCGUGGCUAAAUUGCAGGCAUUGAAGAGAAAGGCGGAGGAAUCUAUUUCUGAAGAAUUACAAACUGGUAUGGUUUGUAAAAGACGUUUAGAUCAUUUAAAAGAUCAUGGAAGUUCAUCACCAAGUGUUGUCAACCAGUGGCGAAGACAGAGACUUGACAGGAUGCUUGUUGAAUAUUUUUUAAGAAAGGGAUAUUACAAAACUGCUAUGAAACUUGCUGACACUACUGAGCUUCGUGAUUUAACAAAUAUUGAUGUCUUUAUGGUAUCAAGAGAAGUUGAAAUAUCACUAGCUAAUCAUGAAACAGCAAGAUGUUUAGGAUGGUGCCAUGACAAUAAAUCAAAGCUAAGAAAAUUAGGAAGUACAAUGGAAUUUAAUUUGCGGGUUCAAGAAUUUAUUGAACUAGUCCGCGCUGAUCGUAGAUUGGAUGCUGUCAAACAUGCGCGCAAAUGUUUUGCUAAUUAUGAUGAGUAUCAAUUACAAGAGAUACAAAGUUGUAUGGGACAACUGGCGUUUCCAGCGAAUCCUUACCUUAGUCCUUACAAAGAUUUGUUGGAUGAAAAAAGAUGGGAUCGACUUAUUGAACAAUUUCGUCAUGAAAACUACAGAUUGUUUCAAUUAGCAAGUCAAAGUGUAUUUACAGUUGCACUUCAAGCUGGUUUAUCGGCAUUGAAAACUCUUCAGUGUUAUGGUGCUAAUAAAGAAUGCAAAAAUCCAAGUUGCCCUGUUUGUAAUGAAACACUAAAUGAAUUGGCAACACCUUUACCUUUUGCUCAUUGUUCACAGUCGAGACUCGUAUGCAGUAUUAGUGGAGAGCCGCUUAAUGAAUACAAUCAACCCAUGAUGAUGCCCAAUGGAUACGUUUAUGGUGAAAAGGCGCUUGAAAAAAUGGCACAAGAAAAUAAUGGAGCAGUUAUUUGCCCUAAAACCAAAGAAGUAUUUCCAUUUAAAAAAAUUGAAAAAAUUUAUGUUAUGUAAUAUAAAAUAACAAUUGAAUUUAAUUACGCAAUAUCACUAUUAUGUAAUAACUUCUUUAAUAAUUACUAUCAAUAAUUAAUUAAUUAAUAACUAAUUAAUAAUAUUAAUUGAAUCUUAACUAAUAUGUAAGUUGUAAAAUAAUACAAUAUAUAUAUAUAUUUUUUAAGGAAGUUUAUUUUUUUCGUUUUUACGUGACACUUAAUAUUAUUGUUUAAAAAUACAAUAAAAAAAAAUAUUAAUUCACUGAGUGAUUUUUUUUUUUAAUAUUUAUCUAGAAUAAAAUCGUACACAGAAAAAAGAAUGUGAAUUAUAACCCGGAACCUGGGUGUCAAUACAGGAAAUUUUAAAUUCUAAAUAAUAAACUCUCUAUAUACGCCAUUAAUUUUUUAUGAUGAGUGUGAAUGUAGCAGACGUCAUGACAAUAAAGUCAGCAGACAUUUAAAAAUUUUUGAAUUCUUUUUAACGAAAAAAUAAAUAUUAAAAAAAAUAUUUUGAAAAAUUGCACGUAUAGUUUGUGAAAUUUCCGACAUGUGCAUUUUUUUCGAAAUGUUUUUUUUUCAUUAUUCAUCUAUUAAAAAAAAUUUCUUUUAAUUUCAAAUGUCUGCUAACUUUACUAUCAUGCAGACGUCAGACAAAUUUAAAAUUACCAAUAAACAGAGUAAAUAAUUAAUAAAAUAAAAUUUAAAAAAAAUGCGCAUUUAAAAAAUUUGAAAAUUAAUAAGUGCAUUUUUUAGAAUUAUUUUUUU
This is a messenger RNA of Microplitis mediator, 2255 nucleotides long. It is a transcript of the gene Kaz, whose product is annotated as E3 ubiquitin-protein transferase MAEA. The record is from RefSeq and is a predicted model, not a curated record. The transcript is spliced from 5 exons. Gene Ontology annotation, cellular component: cytoplasm; GID complex; nucleus. The coding region runs from base 334 to 1509 and encodes 391 amino acids. Gene Ontology annotation, molecular function: protein binding; ubiquitin protein ligase activity. Lineage: Eukaryota; Metazoa; Arthropoda; Insecta; Hymenoptera; Braconidae. Gene Ontology annotation, biological process: proteasome-mediated ubiquitin-dependent protein catabolic process.